AUGAGCGCUUUUGGUGCAGGCUCGCGCCAGCAGCCAAAUUUACGUGAAUUCAUUACAUCUACCAGGACGAUUCUAAAUUUAGCGAUUUCCGCCAUUGCUUUCAUCAGUUUCUGCGCGGUCGUGUCCUUUUCGGAUCCUCACGGAUGCCUCUUCAAUUUGAGCUCGACCUGUGGCUUCGCGAAGUUCGUCAUUGGCCUGGCACUAGCGCAUGGAGUAAUUUUUGUGGCAAUCGAGUGGCAACUGGACAAGCAGGACUCGUUGCUCAACACGAGCGAGAAGAGAAAACUUAGUGUCACCUACCAACUCCUCUUCUCGUUGGUCUGGACGCUCUUUCACUUUUGCCUUUUCUGCGCCACUUGGGCGGGCUGGAACCAAACGAAAAACGACCCAGAGCGCGACGAGAACGCGAUCGGCCUUGGCGCUGGAACCGCCAAAACUGUUAUUUCGUUUACUUUCUUCAACACGAUUCUGUUCGGCGUGAAAGCGUUCAAACUCUUCCAGCUGUGGCAGAUCGGCAACUGGGCAGUCCCUGAGUACGACAGCGAAGCACUUGCUGGUGCCAAACCCUUCACUUCUUUCCCAGGCGGAAACAUGCAGACAUCGACGUUUCCGGAUCAGAGUUCCGGCGUCCAAGCUGCCGAUCUAGUCUACGGAUAA
Messenger RNA from Oikopleura dioica, 657 nucleotides. The record is from the annotation of a GenBank genome assembly. NCBI's taxonomy places the organism in Eukaryota, Metazoa, Chordata, Appendicularia, Copelata, Oikopleuridae.